GGAGGGGAGAGCGGGUCACGACGUUGCCGGGGCGGGGAUAACCCCUCACGUGGAGCAGAUGAAAGGGCCGCGGCGCGACGCCCGGGGGAGCCGAGCAGAGCCUGCGACCCACAAAGCCGCCGCCGCCGCCGCCGCGAUGGGGCUGUGAGGCGUCCGCCCGCGCUCGGUCCUCCGCCGGCCCGCGACUAUGCCCGGCCGCGCCCGCCCUCCGCGCCCUCCCGCCGCAGGACCAUGAGGCCGCGCUCGGGCGGGCGCCCAGGGGCCCCGGGCCGCCGCCGCCGCCGCCUCCGCCGCCGCCCCCGCUGCCCCCGCGGCCGCCGCCUGCCGCCGCCGCCGCCGCUGCCGCUGCUGCUUGGGCUGUUGCUGGCGGCCGCGGGGCCCGGCGCGGCGCGGGCCAAGGAGACGGCGUUCGUGGAGGUGGUGCUGUUCGAGUCGAGCCCGAGCGGCGACUACACCACCUACACCACCGGCCUCACGGGCCGCUUCUCGCGGGCCGGGGCCACGCUCAGCGCGGAGGGCGAGAUUGUGCAGAUGCACCCACUGGGCCUGUGUAAUAACAAUGACGAAGAGGACUUGUAUGAAUAUGGCUGGGUAGGAGUGGUGAAGCUGGAACAGCCAGAACUGGACCCGAAACCAUGCCUCACUGUCCUCGGCAAGGCCAAGCGAGCCGUGCAGCGGGGAGCCACUGCAGUCAUCUUCGAUGUGUCUGAAAACCCAGAAGCUAUCGACCAGCUAAACCAGGGGUCAGAAGACCCACUCAAGAGGCCAGUGGUGUACGUGAAGGGCGCAGACGCCAUCAAGCUGAUGAACAUUGUCAACAAGCAGAAAGUGGCUCGAGCAAGGAUCCAGCACCGCCCUCCUCGACAACCCACGGAAUACUUUGAUAUGGGGAUCUUCCUGGCCUUCUUCGUCGUGGUCUCCUUGGUCUGCCUGAUCCUCCUUGUCAAAAUCAAGCUGAAGCAGCGACGCAGUCAGAAUUCCAUGAACAGACUGGCCGUGCAGGCCCUGGAGAAGAUGGAAACCAGGAAGUUCAACUCCAAGAGCAAGGGGCGCCGGGAGGGGAGCUGCGGGGCCCUGGACACGCUCAGCAGCAGCUCCACAUCCGACUGUGCCAUCUGCCUGGAGAAGUACAUCGAUGGAGAGGAGCUGCGGGUCAUCCCCUGUACUCACCGCUUUCACAGGAAGUGCGUGGACCCGUGGCUGCUGCAGCACCACACCUGCCCCCACUGUCGACACAACAUCAUAGAACAAAAGGGAAACCCGAGCGCCGUGUGCUUGGAGACCGGCAGCCUGGCGCGCGGCCGGCAGCAGAGGGUGAUCUUGCCGGUGCACUACCCCGGCCGCGUACACAGGGCCAGCGCCAUCCCCGCCUACCCCACGAGGACGAGCAUGGACGCCCACGGGAACCCUGUCACGCUGCUGACCGUGGACCGGCGCGGGGAGCAGGGCCUCUUCCCGCCGCAGACCCCCGCCUACAUCCGCGGCUACCCGCCCCUCCACCUGGACCACAGCCUGGCCCCUCACCGCUGCGGCCUGGAGCACCGGCCCUACUCGCCGGCCCCCCCUUUCCGCAGGCCCAAGUUCGGCGGCCGCAGCUUCUCCAAGGCAGCUUGCUUCUCCCAGUACGAGACCAUGUACCAGCACUACUACUUCCGGGGCCUCAGCUACCCCGAGCAGGAGGGGCAGCCGCCUCCCGGCCUCGCCCCCGGGGGCCCGGCUCGGGCCUUCCCCCCGGGCGGCGGGGGCGGCGGCGGCAGCGGCCUGCUCUUCGCCCCCGCGGUGCACGCGGCCCCGGCCUCGCACCUGGAGAGCGGCAGCGCGUCCAGCUUCAGCUGCUACCACGGCCACCGCUCGGUGUGCAGCGGCUACCUGGCCGACGGCCCGGGCAGCGACAGCAGCAGCAGCAGCGGCAGCUCGGGCCAGUGCCGCUGCUCCUCCAGCGACUCGGUGGUGGACUGCACGGAGGUCAGCAACCAGGGCGUGUACGGGAGCUGUUCCACCUUCCGCAGCUCUCUCAGCAGCGACUACGACCCCUUCGUCUACCGCAGCCGCAGCCCCUGUCGCGCCGGAGACGUGGGGGGCUCAGGCCGGGGGCCCGUGGUGCGCCUCGAGGGCUCCCCGCCCCCCGAGGAGCUCCGGGCUGCGGCCCGAGGCCCAGGUGCGGGGCGGGGAGAGCCCUGGCCCGGGCCCGCCUCUCCCUCGGGGGACCAGCUGUCCACCUGCAGCCUGGAGAUGAACUACAGCAGUAGCUCCUCCCUGGAGCCCCGGGGGCCCAACAGCUCUACCUCAGAAGGGGGGCUCGAGGCCUCUCCCGGGGCCGCCCCGGACCUCAGGAGGACCUGGAAGGGGGCCCGGGAGGGGCCGACGUGUGCCUGCUGCUGUGAGCCCCAGACCCCCGCCCCAGACCCCGGAGCGGCAGCGGCCGGGGGCGGCCUCUUGUUCCUGGGCCCCCCGCCCUGUGAGGGCUGCAGUCCCCAGGGUGGGGAGUCACAGCCGGGGAGCUCCCAGGGCCGCUAUGGCCUUCACCCGGACCAUUUGCCCAGGACAGAUGGGGUGAAGUACGAGGGCCUGCCCUGCUGCUUCUAUGAAGAGAAGCAGGUGGCCCAUGGCAGGGGCGGGGGCGGGGGCGGCGGCUGCUACACCGAGGACUGCUCGGUUCGCGUGCAGUACACGCUGGCCCAGGAGCUCCCGCCCAGCUGCCACCCCGGGGCCCGGGACCUGAGCCAGCGCAUCCCCAUCAUUCCGGAGGAUGUGGACUGUGACUUGGGCUUGCCCUCCGAAUGCCAAGGGACCCGGGGCCUCGGCCCCUGGGGUGGGACGCUGCCAGGUCCGGAUGCCCUGUGGCCCCACAGGGGCCUGGGAGCAGCCCAGCAAGAAGAGCGGGUUCCGUGCUGCCUGGCCAGGGCACCGCUGUCACCUCCCUGCCCUCCAGAGGAUGUGGGGGCCCCUGGGGCCAGCUCCCCCAGCGCCCCCCAGGACACUCAGGACUCCAGCGCCACAGCCACUGAGGCUGCAGGACCGAGAUCUCGCCCGGCCGACAGUGGCAGCCCUGGAGCCUGAGCUCAGAAGGAACUCUUCCGUGGAAAUGGGAACUGUACGGAGACUCCAAACUCUGACUUCCUACAGAAAAAAAAAGAAAAAAAAAAAAGAUUUUUUUAGCUUUGACAAACACAAAAGUGGUAAAAAAGAGAGCCCUCCUCAACCCAAAAUGUGAGCCACGUGUGGCAACCGCUUCUCCCAAUUAACAAACCAACAGACAAAAUUCUCUUAGUGUUUUGCCUCUUGAUAACAUGUUACUCUUCUGUUUUGUAAAGUGUGUGUGCUUGGGGUUCGAGGUGUGUGGGAUUGACUUCUCUGCUUUGUUUUUUAAGAUAUUAUAUGUAAAUGUAAAAAGUUAUUUAAAUAUAUAUUUUAAAGAACCCUAACCGCCAACUUUUGCUGAAAAAAAAAAUCACUGCUGCAUUAAUUGAACCACAUCAUGUGUAGAUACUGCUGUCUCCCUGGAGGGAGCUCAGGCCUUUGAAAAGCUCAGGGCUACACCUGCCUUAGAAAAUGAACCAGAAACUUGAAGUAAAGCUAGUUGAUAUGGGUACAAACUCUGAGAACAAUGCAAUGCUGCCUCUUACUUUCUCGUGGCAAAUCCCAACGUACAAAAUGUCAGGCCUUCUUGGAAACCAUGCCUCUCCAGCCCGCACCUUCAGGCAGCUGAUGGAAACAGCUUGGGGUCGGGUGGAAGGUCUGCAGCACUGCGGAGCCGGGACAAGCCAUUGCUACGUAAGCCCCAGGGUGACAGGGACGAUUCUGCGUAGUGUCCUCAGUCUGUCCCCUCUGGUCAUCGUCCUAACUAGAAGGACAGAGUUUACAGUCCUGAUUUUGGGCUUCCUGCCACUGGCUGCAGAGACGGCUCGAUGGGGUGUGGGGGGAGAGACACCCAGGAGGAAUGUACGUGGUUUUUGCAGCCUUGGUGUCUGCCCCAGCUGGGGGAGAGGGGGGAUGGAGGGCGCCCCCGAGCGGGCCUGUGCGCAUGUGUCCGUGUGCGCCCGGCCACCCCCCC
Messenger RNA from Balaenoptera acutorostrata (minke whale), 4054 nucleotides. RefSeq names its product zinc and ring finger 3 (gene ZNRF3). Gene Ontology annotation, biological process: ubiquitin-dependent protein catabolic process; negative regulation of canonical Wnt signaling pathway; Wnt receptor catabolic process. The transcript is spliced from 9 exons. Gene Ontology annotation, molecular function: frizzled binding; ubiquitin protein ligase activity. The coding region runs from base 232 to 3060 and encodes 942 amino acids. Lineage: Eukaryota; Metazoa; Chordata; Mammalia; Artiodactyla; Balaenopteridae. The record is from RefSeq and is a predicted model, not a curated record.